Messenger RNA from Coccinella septempunctata (seven-spotted ladybird), 1059 nucleotides. RefSeq lists its product as uncharacterized. The transcript has 5 exons. The record is from RefSeq and is a predicted model, not a curated record. Bases 149 to 994 code for a protein of 281 amino acids. NCBI's taxonomy places the organism in Eukaryota, Metazoa, Arthropoda, Insecta, Coleoptera, Coccinellidae.
UAUUCAUCAACCCCAUUCCUUACAGCUCAUCAUUCAUUAUGACAUAGAUGAGCUGUCUAGUUUGACAUGAGCUCUUUUUUUCGUUGCAAAAUUUCAGCUUUAGAUUGAAGAAGGUUCAAUGAAAUGAUCAGAGAGGAUAAAGAGUGCGAUGGGGCCAGUAGGACAAAUUGUUAAAAUUCUUUUUUAUGUGUUUCUCUCGACGGAAUUGAUUAUAUCACUAGCUAUAUAUGCCAUGUCUACUAUACUUUUAUGCUCAAGAUUGUACUUACCAGAAGAUGUUUUGUUACAUGGUACGAUUGCUCUUUUCCUUGCAAUCAUUUCUUUAAGCAAUAUUCAUAGAGGGUUUCAAGCUGUAGCACAUGAUUGUUCCUACCAUUUAUAUUGGUUCGCUGUUUAUCUGGUAGUGAUACUAAUUAUACAGUUCUUGUUUGAGAUGUUUGGUGUUCGAGAAACAAGACCUCUAUGGUAUAAUACGCAAUCAUUACCAAUUGAUGGUUUGCCAAGUGGUAAGCUCGACUUAGAAGGUAAUGUUGAGAACUUCAUAGUCGAAGAUACAGACAAAAUGGCAUAUAGAGUGCCUACCCAUGACGAAAUAGAAGCGCGAAAGCACAAAUUAUACGGAAAAAAUCAUGAAAUUCAUGUACCCAAUAAGAAACACAAAUCGAAGUGGAAUAAUGUGAAUAUAAAUUCAGAAGAAGAUAAGGAAAUUGAUCUCCCCAUGUAUCCGUCAAGAAAGAAACAUUUUUAUAGACGGAGACACGGAAGCCGAUCCCAUUACGAUAUUCCAGGAAAUGAAUUCGACAUUGACGAAGAAUCUCUGAACAGAGUGAUACGUUUGAAGAAUCCACGGACGCCGGAGGGCAACUAUACUGAGGAAAAGUUAACGAAUACCCCACUGGUUCUGAUCUUCCAUGGUUAUAGCUUUAUUCUUAAGAUGGUGUGCAUAGUGUUCGCAGUCCUCACCGGAUUCCUGUAUCAGUUAGAAUAUAUUUGAUUAAACUGCUGUCAUUAAAAAUUAUAUACAUUUUCGUGAUUGCGAUAAUAAAAUAUAAUACUUCA